AUGGAAACCAUUACAAAUGCCUUUGAAAUCCGAACCACUGAAGUAUGUUUGAAACGUUUGGAUAAUCGGAAAGGAUCUCAUUGUGUAAUUGCCGAGGCCUUGUCAAUUGCAUCACAUUUUUCUUACGUUCAGAACAAUUGAAUUUUUCUUUUUAAAUUUCCAGGUGCGAUCGAACUCUAUGAUCUUCUCCGGGAUGCCCCGCAUUUCUUUUCUUUCUUACCUCCCCGUCUUUUCCAGUGUAAUAAACGCACGGUACGGUGCAUUUGGAGGUUAGAGGCGGUACAGUUUGAGAGCAGAGGGUUUGUUUGCAGAGGUUAUGACCAAAGUAUUAAUGAAAUUGUAAGAAAUCGAAGGGCACGCGAGGGAUGACUAAUAGUUGACUUGUUGGCGAAUGGGCGGUUGUUACCGGUAUACCGGCUUUUUAGGGAACAUGAUUUUUGGACACUGUCGUAUUUAUUUAUAGUUUUCAAUGCAGAAGUCUCAUGUUUCAAAAAAAACGUGAAUUCGUCAUAUAAAACGUCUCUAUAUUUCAUCUAAUGGGUAAGAUAAAAUAUUCUGAUAUCACCGGAAUCGGUCAUUCGAGUUUCUCUGUGCGUACGAAAAUUCGCACGUGAAGGACAACAUUACACUGCCUUCUCGCUAUGAUUUGAUCCGAUUGCACUGAAUGAAGUGCAAUGGAAACUUCGGGAAAGUCGGAGAAAACCCAUAUGAUCACUCAAGAGGGAUUUGGCAAAAAAUAUGCAAAUUCUGCAGAUUUACGAUACUUUUUAUGCUGUGACGGACCGUAAGGGUAUUUAAGGAGCGUUUAACAGCUGUUAUAUUAUAUUUCCAUUUCAAGUAGCGUACCGCUUUAUACUUUAGCUUUAAAGCUCCAAACGAGUAGUACUGUAAAUAGUAUUGGGAAAUAAUCCGGCCGAAAACGAUUUUCAAUGGUCAUUUGUCGGGGAACGAGUCGGCCACUCUUUCCUCAUCACUCUUUACCCAAAAAACUGAUUUGCAAACAUCGCAGUUUUAAAUACUUUCCGGUUACUCUUUUGUCUAUUGUUACUGAGACAAGGGAGCUGAAAGAGAUCGGAAAGUGACUUCAAAGAACGCCCACCGGCUCGGAGGUUGUUCGCUGUUGUUAUGGGUACAAUUUACAGUGUCAUUAGGAAAGGCGGGUUUUUACAUUAGCUCUGUCCUGAAACAUAAUCCUAUAAAUGAGAGAUCUUGAACGCCCACUGGUAUGUGUAUAGUGAAAGUUUGAGCUUUUUUACUGUUUUGGUGGAUCGUAUCCUCCUUUAUAAUAUAUAGGUUAGUUCAAUGCUUUUUUAAAACUAAUCUUCACUAUCCGUCUAUAUGAGUGCAUUGAACUUGCAGGGUUCGCUUGAAAGUUGUAAAAACUCAAGUGGCUAAAAAAUUUUAUUAUCUCGCGAACUUUACCAGUCACUUGCUGGUGCUUUUUGUUUACUCAAACGAAACUUCUGGAUGACAAAAACGACUGAACUCGCCGUGCAUAUGACAUGUAGAUAGCAAUCCCAAUGCACUCAUUGUUCGAUCAUACGCUUUGUAUGUGUUAUCAGAGCAACGGUUUCCGUUUGAUCUUCAACUUUAGUUGUGACUAGAUGGGAAUCGUCAUAUUCACAUGUUUUUGACAAGGAAAGUACUUCUAUGGGGUGUGGAAUUACCGAUCGAGAUAUAUAUCAAAAAAUUCGCAAAAAUUUUCUGAUUCAGAAUAUAUAUAAAUUAGCUGCCUAAUUUUGGUCUGAUGACAUGUUUUUGUCCUCAGAAGUUUUCUCGCGACACAAUGCAAGUGUCUUUUUGACCGUGUUUUUACCAAUAAAAAAAAUUUGUUUUGUGCUAAAAUAAAUUUUGAGGCCUUGACAAGCCUUAAAAUAUCAAAUUGGAUUACAACUACACCUUAAAAGUAGUUCUAAUGUAAAAAAUGGGUUCUAGUGUGGCAAAAGGAAUCGAACCCGUCCCCUUCGGAUUCCCAAUCUAGCGCUCUAACCACUCGGCCACACCGCUCUCUUCCGAAGGAAGAGACCGAGCGCGCUUUUGUUGCCGUAGAUUUUUUUCCUCGAGAAAUACAUUCAUCGAUAAAACUCGUUGAUAGACCAAAAUUAGGCAGCUAAUUUUUAUAUAUUCUGAAUCAGAAAAUUUUUGCGAAUUUUUUGAUAUAUAUCUUGACCGGUAAUUCCACACCCCAUAGAAGUACUUUCCUUGUGAGACCAAAUAUAAAUAAUACAGUUGUCUUCUGCACAAGUACCAGUAAAAGUUUAGAGCCGUCUAUUUUUCCACUGUCCUAAUUCUAUGGGCAGAUUGGUAAGCACUCAGGCAACGAACCUUCGACGUGAUUGUAGAAAUUGCAAGAAUUUAUGACUUUGAUAUUCAAACCUCUGAUUUCAGAGCAAAAUUUUAUUCUGUAAAGGACCUUUGACAUUUCUGUUUCUGCUGACAUGGACAAGAACUUUACGUCUUUUGUUAUUUUUUCAGACAUGUCUGCUCAAAAUCCCUUUGAUCAUCAGUCAAAAAGCGCCGGCCAGAUUUGAACUCAUCUCCUGACCUAUCAAGCUUUUAUCUGUUUUUGUUUUUGAAAGGAAUGGCAUGAUGAUAGGCUUUGUUUUGUCUACAAUGCCUUAUCGCAUCCAUUUUUUCGUAAUUAGCAUUGUUUCUGAGUGCAAUGCGCCCUCAGGUUCCGGGUGUGUUAUCAGAAGACGGGAAAACAUUUGGUGUUUGUUUCUUUGGUGUUUCGGGAAUUGAUAGCAUCUUUGUCAGGGAAAAUGAUACAGUAUAAUAGCUAUAUCGUAUUAGAAGUUGAGUUUUUUGGGAGCAUUAUUGACUCUGGGUUGAGGAGUUUUGGUUGAGUUAGAAACCAUCAAGUUUGUUAAUCUCACGUACUUCAGCACGAAUGGUUUUCACUACUUUUUGAUUGGUUUUUAGCCCGUAGACCUUCAAUCUACCGUACAUUCCUUAUUAAACUUUAUUACACUCAAAUUGCUAGGUCAUAUGAAGUGUAGUUUAGGUGUAACCAACUUAUUCUCGGUGCAGCAGUCUUUCCGGUCCCGGCAAUCUUUGAUCCCCUUGCCCCGUUACUGUCUCGACAUUACACUAAGAAAACCGUUGAUUUUGUGUGGCCUGCAAUAUUAAUUUUUUCAUUUUGGAAAAACGAACUUUGUUACACCUGAAAAUAUUGUUUUUGUAGAAGACUAAUUUUACGAAUUGAUCGAUAAAACUGUUUAUUUUUGCUCAAGGCUUUCGAAUUUUCUAGACAUUUUCCGCCAAAAAAUUAUCUUUAUCGCUGUUUACAAAAUUUUUUCUUUGUAUCUUUUUCCUAUCAAGCCGUGUUUCCCCAUAUUCUUGUGACGUCAUUUUUUACAAAGCGAUUUGACCUUGUCAAAUUAAAAAACAGAUUCGUUUUUGAUGUUACAGUACCACCAAGUAAAACUUUUUCUCGUCAAAACAUCGCCUUCCGUGAUUUUCAAUAUUUUUUUGGGAGAGAAAAAGAAGAGGGUGUCGCCUAAAUUAUGUUCCGCCAAAAAGGGGUGUCGCUUGGGCUCCUCAAUUCAAAUUUGAAAGCUUUAUAAACCGGGGAUGGCUUCGUAAGAUCAUAGACAAGGUCUGGGGAUCUGCCAGCGCCUUACAGUUAAAGGAACCGUAGUUGCAAAGUAAUCGUCCCUCUAGAAAAAUCUUUGGGCGUCUUUUGCUAAAUUAGAAGGGUUACAGGGAGUUUAAAGUAUGAUGCUAUACUUCGCAACGUGCAUUCUCAAAAGAUUUAUUAUUAUUCGUAAUUGUCCUUUGAAAAUCUAAUCUUAAGGUUACCUUUGUAAAAAAUGUUGACACUCUUUUCGAGUAUUUUUCACGGGUUUACAGUAAGAUUCCGGCGGUUUGAUGAUCUUAUGCUUAUAUGGCCGUAUUUUCAGUAAACCGAAUCCAAGACGAGAGCCGGCUCGUCUCUAAAUCCACCAUGCCUCCAGUUGAUAUCUCCGCCAACUCUCAGGACACUCUGCAAACUCCCCGGAUUGGUCAAGGUCUUCCAGUUACAACCACAACAACUCUUCCUGGCUUACAGAUAAAUUUGGAAGAUCCAGAGAAGCCACAGAACAGUGAACCUUCCACACGGAGCACUUCAAUCCUAAGCUCGGAUAAGUCCCUCAAUGAAGCAGAAACGGCAGGAUUCUUCUGUUGUGGCAGAACCCGGUAUAUCGUGAUGUUGGUAUCGAUUCUCUGCUUAUCCUCGGUGAUUGCAAACUCUUUGGCCUUGAAUUUCACAGUAAUUUGCAUGAAAUGCACCGACAGCUCAAAUGGAACCGGUAAGUCUUAAACAAAAAGAUUAUAUCCCCGGAAUUUCAGAAUUGUUGGACAUUAGAUCACCAAUUAUGGUGUAAGAUUUGAAUUUAUUUUUUAAUCUAACUUUCACCAUUUCAGAAAUCAAAAGAGACAUGUUCACAGACUUUGAGAAGAGUUGGCUCUACUCAGCGAUCGCUAUGGGAACGAUCUUGGGAACAUUCCCCAUCACCUACUUGACCUCUACUCUUGGUGUGAGGAAAACAUUCACCAUGUAUGGGGGUGUUUCUGCCAUCGCCACGCUGUUAACACCAUUGGCUGCUGAAGCCGGAUUCUUCGCCGUGUUCUUGGCACGAUUUAUGCAGGUAAGAUUGAUUAGUAAUAUUUUUUAUAAACAAAAUUUUCCAAUUACUUUCUCUUCAAGGGCUAACUUUUCAGCAAUGCUUCUAGCUUUCGAUCGUAAAUUUCUAUAAUAAUGUUAAUCAAUUUAAUAAUUGCGUUGCAUUAUGAACGCAUGACGAAACGACCUAGUUUUUAGUUUGUGUAAUUGAUAAGAGCUUAUCGAGUAUUCACGAAAGGACGUCAUAAUCGCAUUUUUUGGAGUUUAGAGGGCCAGGAUUUGCGUGGGGGUUGUAAAUUUAGAUAUAUUAAGCAUUUCUCUGGAUGAAACUAAUUAAUCCCACAUUUUCAGGGCUUUGCUGUGGCGACAUCAUGGCCAGCAAUGGGAUCGAUCAUCGCCGAUUGGGCUACCUGGAAGAGAAGUGGGACUUACGUCGCCUAUUUGUCAUGCCACCUCCAGUUCGGCCCCAUGUUAUCCAUGUUUUUGGGUGGAAUGUUCUGUCACAGUGAGGUUGGCUGGGCCGCGUUGUAUUACCUACUCGGAGGGCUGACGAUUGUGACAUUUUCUCUUUUUUACGGGUUCUACAGAGAUUCUCCAACUAUUCAUAAGUAAGUGAAGUGAAGGCUGUUUCUGGCUAGUAUUAUUAUGUUAUUUCAACUUAUUUUUGAGGUCAAUGAACUUUGCUUUUUUACAGAAAUGUCUCGUCGAAGGAAUUGAAAACAAUUACCAAGAACAAAACAACCUACGCUCCUCAACGAAAUGGCUCGGUCAAGAUUCCUUAUAAGGCGAUCUUUACGGAUUGGACUGUGAUCGGAAUCUUGAUGACCUGCUUCAGCUCCAACCUUGGCUAUUUGAUCUUCAAUCAGUACGGACCCGUCUAUCUGAACAAAGUCCUCGGAUUCGAAGUCAAAAAGACCGGAAUGGCCACAGCCCUCCCUUACAUCAUCGGAACUUUCGUCAAGAUCCUGGCUGGUCCUUGCAGUGACAGCGUUCCUUAUUUGGGCAACCGAGGACGAGUCAUCCUUUUUGCGACGGUUUCUCAGUUCCUGAUGGGCGCUUGCUUCGUGGCCUUGGCUUUCUGUCCAGCCGGAAUGCCUGAGCUGGCUCAAGUUUUCUUCACUUCGGCCAUGGUUUUCAGCGCUUUGAACUGUGUGGGAGUCUCGAAGUGCACUCAAUUGGUAAGAGUUUGAUAGUUUUUACUGAGUUGUAUGUAUUUAUAACUAAUUACUAUUAGUCAAAGAUGCAUGGGCUCGGUUCUAAAUUGAACUGUUGUUGUGUAAUAUAAAUGAAUUUCAGAUCUCCGGUCGAUAUGUCCACUUCCUAAUGGCCCUCAACUCAUUCACUAACAGCACAAUUGUACUGAUUCUCCCAUUUGUGAUCGAGUUUUUGGCCCCCGACAACACUCGCGCUCAAUGGACUCGCGUUUUGGUCGGGAUUACGGUAAUUGUUGUCAGCUUUACAUUGGUGUUCGAUUUCAACGCCAAAGGAGAACCACGGCCUUGGGCAAUUGAAUCGUCCGUGACCAGUGACCCCAUCAAAGUCCCGACCAUCUCCAACGCCUGUUUGGUUGAGUUGGAUGCAAAUCACUUGACCAAGUCAGAAAAGGAUGCGGAGUUACAGUAA
Bursaphelenchus xylophilus (pine wood nematode) is the source of this 6229-nucleotide messenger RNA. Lineage: Eukaryota; Metazoa; Nematoda; Chromadorea; Rhabditida; Aphelenchoididae. The record is from the annotation of a GenBank genome assembly.